Scleropages formosus (Asian bonytongue) is the source of this 2420-nucleotide messenger RNA. Its product is annotated as G-rich sequence factor 1-like. NCBI's taxonomy places the organism in Eukaryota, Metazoa, Chordata, Actinopteri, Osteoglossiformes, Osteoglossidae. Gene Ontology annotation, molecular function: RNA binding. The transcript is spliced from 12 exons. The record is from RefSeq and is a predicted model, not a curated record. Bases 222 to 1862 code for a protein of 546 amino acids.
UUCUAGGAGUUGCUGGCACGUUUAUGUCAACUAGUUUGCUUGUUUUCUGUUUUUUUGACAUACUUCUCAUGUGUUGAGCGCUCUCUGGUUUCCCGUCUCGUCUGCACGACACCUACGGAAAGUGAAGCUCAGUGGUUUCUCCUACUGCGAUAUUCACUGUCCUUGCUGGAGCCGGACUCUGUGUCUGUCUCUGACUCAGACUGAGCGGAGCCCGAUGUGCAAUGGCUGCACGCGGCACAUCUCUGCUCGUGUCCUCUCUUUUCAGGCCUCGCGGCCGGUUGUUUGGUGGCAUUUCGAGGAAAGCGCUGCUGCUUGACAGGAGGCCCGCGGGGCCUCAGUGCCACCACCAGCAGUGGCUGGUCGCGCACGAUUAUGGAAAGAAGAGCGCAGAUCCAGAUGCGCAUCAUCGGCAGCAUCAUCAUCAUCCGAUUCAUCAUCGUGAUGUGUUCGCAUCUCAGAGGCAGUUUGUGGCUCUGCGCAGUUUCUGCAGCGAGGCACCGGCGUCUCCUUUCCACGAUGAAGGCCAGCAAUACCCACCUCUGCCCGAGUACGGCUGCGAGCAAAGGGAAAAGGAGCAUUUCAUAGUCCAGGCAAAAGGUCUCCCCUGGUCGUGUACAGCUGAAGAUCUUCUCGUGUUCUUCUCAGAAUGCAAGAUCCGUGGUGGAGUGAAUGGAAUUCAUAUGAUACACAACAAACAUGGGCAGCCAAGCGGGAAAGCUUUCAUUGAGCUGCAGUGCAAGGAAGAUGUCCGAAGAGCACUAAGGAAGAACAUGCACUAUCUGGGUCACCGCUAUGUAGAGGUACAGGAAGUGACAGACAGCGAUGCUGAGAACAUAGUGAAGGCGUCAGUGCAGCUCCCUGCCGCUGACGGAGUGGUUAAACUCAGAGGGCUUCCUUUCAGUUGCACUGUGGAGGAUAUUGUUCACUUCUUUGAAGGUCUGGAUAUUGUUGGAGGUGGUGUGACCCUGGUUUUUGAUGCCCACGGGAGAAACACAGGCAUUGCUUAUGUCGAGUUUGCUUCACAGGAAAUGGCUGAUCAGGCUUUACAAAAAGACAGAGAGCGAAUAGGAAGCAGGUACAUCGAAAUAUUCCCAAGCAGAAAAAGUGCCAUUCAGUCUCACUUCCGUAGCCAGAGGGUUUCUCUGACAGACUACUUUAACAGCGAACAAGUGUCAGACAGUGAUGCUGAAGGCUUGCCGAAGGCACCAGAGCAGCUCCCCACAAAUGGUGGUGUGGUUAAAAUCCAAGGGCUCCCAUAUAGCGCCACUGAGGAAGAUGUUAUUCAGUUUUUCGCAGGUCUGGACAUUGCUGAAGAUGGAGUUACCCUGGUUUUUGAUAGAAAAGGGAGGAGUACAGGCAUUGCCUAUGUGGAAUUCACAUCACAGGAAAUGGCUGCUCAGGCUCUGGAGAAGCACCGGGAGACAAUGGGGAGCAGGUACAUUGAGGUGUUCCCCAGCAAAAAAAGUGGCAUCAGGUCUGGAUACAGCAGCAGGGCUCCAGUCUCUCCAGUCCCCACAAUGGAAGGGAACACUGACCAAGCUACACAGCCUGACCUUCAUCCUCAAAGCAGUAAUGUUGCUCCAGCAUUGGGAUCAACUAACAUUCCCAGCAUAACACAACACUGCGUACAUGUGAGGGGGUUGCCCUUCUGCGCUUCUGGACAAGAUAUCGUCAAUUUCUUCUCUCCACUACAGCUGGCUAAGAUCUGUAUUGAAUACGGUCCAGAUGGUAGAGCUAGUGGGGAAGCGGAUGUAUACUUCACCUGCCACGAAGAUGCCGUGUUAGCAAUGUCCAGAGAUAAGGCCUGUAUUGGUGAGCGAUACAUCGAGCUGUUCCUGAAUUCUCCAACGGCCCGAAGUUAGGAGUCAGACAAAUGCUGCCCUACACUAGCAGCGCUGUAAAAUGUUCUGGGUAGACUGCAGUAAUUCUUGUUUGCCUACACUGUGGUUCUCUGUCUACAAUUAUUUUCCUCCCACUGCAGGAGAAAGAAUGGUUUUUGCAAAACUACAUCUUUAGGCUGUGAAGUACUAUCUAUGUACUGAAAUGCAUUUCUGUAAUGUAUAAUCAUAAUGCAGUUUAAUUGUUUUUUGUUUAAGCACAUAAUGUUCAGUGGUUGGGUGACAAGUUUUGUAUACCUAUUACUGCAAAAAACUGUCCCAAAAGUGCUCAGUUUUAAAUAGACCUGCUAGGAACCAUGAGGAAUGUCUGCAUAAUUUUCUGCAUUAAUGUUUUACUCCACUAUAGAAUUCCACCAUUUGUUAAAUUAAACAAUAUGACCUUGAAGUAAAAAAAUAUUCCUCCUUUUUUAGAAACGCCCCUUUAAGUCAGGUAUAGGUGAUGCUAAAUUAAAUACGGAGCAGUAGAGGUAAAGUUUUGCAUAAAGCUGGACACUUCAACUGCAGCUGUUAAAUGAAAUGUUA